Parasteatoda tepidariorum (common house spider) is the source of this 1302-nucleotide messenger RNA. RefSeq lists its product as uncharacterized. The record is from RefSeq and is a predicted model, not a curated record. Lineage: Eukaryota; Metazoa; Arthropoda; Arachnida; Araneae; Theridiidae.
AUCCGCGGAAGGAAAUCUUCACAGGUAAUGUCUUAAGAGCGGCGCAUGCGUAGUAAAGACAAUUGAGACAGUAGGCAGGUAAAUAUUCUUUCCGCCGCUUUUAAAUGUGUUUCAUUAUGGAAGAUCUUAUUUUCUGAAUUGCACGUGCGUUUAUUUUAUGUUGUUGCACUUGACAUUCAGCAGGUAGCACUGCCUGAUCAGUGUGAGAACUUAGCAAAUAACAGAAAUAAUGUUUAUGAAACAUAUCAAAGUUUUACUUUUAUUUACAAGUAUUCCUGCUUUAUUUCAAUUAUUAGUCGAAGGUGUGGAAGAUUGUGACGUAGGUAAACAGAGGCGAUGCCGGCAGGUCCUCGUUACGGAGCUCGAUAAGCAGAGUCAUGCAGCCAAAGAUCUCGAACUUCAAUGCAGAAAACUGGAGGACAAUUUAAACUGCAUGGUUCUUCAAAUCAUCAAAUGUCCAACCCCGAAUAAGAGCGGAGAACUCAUCAACAGGGCGUGGAAAUUCAUGCAGGACAACUGUGAUUCUUUUGGAGGUUGGUGGAGUUAUGAUUGCUUUCAUUUGGAAGACAUGAAGAAAUGCGAAAAAAUAUUUGCAUUGAGGGAUGCGCCAACUUCUCAAGCUUCUUGCCGGGAAUACGAUCGUUUUCGCCACUGUACAAGCGAUGUUAUUAAAAAACAAUGCGAUUCUGAGGACAUUCAUUCAAUGGGCAACUACUUACUUGACAGUGCGGGAGACAUGAUUUGGACCUGUCCUCCUCAGCCUGAUCCCAUCAAAUCUCCCAUGGUGGACAAAGGUUUUGUGGGAGUGCUGCCCACACUAGCAGUACCAGCUAUAGCUGAAGAGUCUCAUUUGAGAUCUGUGUACAGUUCUGCCCUCACUGGAGAAUCUCCGUUCGUUAGCGGGUGUAAUGCCAGAGCUACAGAAGAAAUGAGAGGCUGCCUAGAUCGUCAUCAGUAUGAAAGGGACCAAGCACUUGGAGCCCGAGAUGAUGAGGAUCGAUUAAGAAAAGAAUGCUGCGCAACUUGGAAUUACAGACGAUGUUUGCAAAAUGCAGUCAGAAUCCACUGUUACGAUACUCGAGAAGUGGAUGUGCAAUCUGCCAUUGACGUUAUUCCUCACGACAGGGGUUUUCUCUGCCGCAAUCAUUGGAUCUACACCUGUUCUGGAGCAAUUAAUCAUAGGUCAUUGUCUAGUUGGGCCCAUAUAUUAUUAUUUAUUACAAUAUCUAUAUAUGCGUCUGUCAUGUAUUAAACAUAUCUUCAUAGAUCUUGUACAUAGUUUAAUAAAGUUGUGUUUUUAUA